AUGUCGGCCACGACGCAGGAGCUGGAAAAUGACAUCGUGCAAAUGGAAGAUCGGCUUGCGAAUGUCAAAGUUGUUGCUGAAGUAGAGCGAGAAGCCUGGCGUCGGACUUCUCGUACGGGUAAGGACGGCACUAAAUGGAAGGGGGCUGCAGCUCCUCGAAAAAAUGAAAACGAGUCGAUGUCAUCGACUGCAACUACCCUCUUCGAAACAUCAGCAAAUGAUUCGAACUGGAAGGAUUUCCAGAGCGAGUAUGUGAAGCUGAAGAAACACCAACGGCGUUUAGAGAAAGCUUGUGCUACGAACCGGUCGCAGCCAGGAUCUUCUCGCUCUGUGGCGUCGUCGCACGAAGCGCAUGAUCGUCAGCCUCCAGCUUCAGCUGUGAGCUCAGCGGGCGCAGCACUCGUUUUCCCAUUGAUUUCGCCGCGGGCAUCUGCAACGCAAGCUCAGCAAAACACCGCGAAGCCUCCUACCUCAUCCAAGCCGUCGUUCCCACUACGUAAACCGGCGUCGUCUAACAACAUCCCGCUGGCCACUUGCUGGAACUGCAAGGCGCGGUUCUUCCGCCCGCAUAUCAAAAGGCCACCCACGAGAGCUUCUGCUACCGAUACAAACCAGCCGGUGUCAUCGUCGAUGCGAGCUUCGCUUCUGGCCCGAGCCUAUUGCUCCCAAACGUGCCAAGAAAGCAUCGAAUCCAACGAUAUCCGCAUCUCACCAUCACUCAGUGCGCGAGUGAAGGUCACUUGCAACUCCGCGAUUGAAGACAACACCAAGCCCCGUCGGCCGUCUCGUGUUGUAACUGGUCGCGCUUUGGCGUCUGCUAGCGAUCAACCAGGUCCAGAAUUGCUCGCUACAAGUGACGGCAUCAUGGCGAGUCGGCUUGGAGGCAGUUUAGAAGGAACGGAGAGCUCCUGCCCCCCACCGGAAGCCAAACGUUUGCGGAAGUUCAAUACGUUUACACGGCGAUCGUCUCGGCCGGAUGUGUCGUUGAGUGACUCGACGAACUUUGACUUCCUGCACGUAUCAGCUCCUCGUCGUGAGCCUGUUAUUCAAACAUCAACGUCACCACGACAAAAGUGCGCGGAAGGGCAUCCACCUGUGGCUACCUUUUACGGAUAUCGCAGUGUGCCUCGGUCUGUUGACGCUCGCGCUCCCGACUCCUUCUCGCUGUGUCCCUCAGUUACUUCACUAGCUGUCAACGCUCAUCGACCGAGUGACAAUCAAAGCUGUCUGCCUACUGCGAAGCCAUUCCCACCAGCUCUGACACUCAACAGCUCCAACUUCCACGCAGCACCCAACCAGUGCAAAGUGUAUCAGCAGGCGAAGUACAAGUUGGAUCCAGAAAUGUUCCAAGCUCACCAAGAGACUUUUUCUACCUGUUUUGGUGCAGUGCCACUGAACAAUCGAUCGCAAAACUUAACCAGCGGUCCGCGUGUCGUCGACUUUGGUCGUGGGAAUCUCCUCCGGCUUCAAGAGUUCCUCACUGUCCGUGGACUGCACCGCCUGAGCCUAACGUCACAUGCAUGGUGCGAUCUGAUCACAACGCCGUCAUCCUAUAGUGACGCGCUGUGGGGUGUGCACGCUCUAAGGAUGUGGAGACCUACUGAGGGUAGCGACGACUUCUUACUCGACAUUGGCGUGCUUAAGAAGCCCGAGCGACCCCGGCGAAUGCUGCAGAUACUUACGCGCCAAGUGUCUCGCGUUACGGUGGAAAACAUGAAGAUACUGCUCAAUCCUGAAAGCUGGCAGCUAGCGACAGUAAUGUCUCCACCGGGAAGCAAAACUAUUCAAUCGCUGCAAAAUGCUGUGGGGGGCAAGCGAGAUCUGCCAGCGACGUACGAUGAAGGGGGACUCUCGCCUCGUCGACAACGGACAGCUGAGUUGUUCGAACAGAUCAUAGUCAUCUACAACCGUGCGGGUGAAAUUGUAGCAGUAUGUGCUAGGCAGCUGAUUCGACCAGUAGACCCCAUGACAAUGCUCACGGACAUUUUGCAUGGCCUCAGGAGUGGAGAGCUCUGUCGCGUGCACUGUCGGCGUCUGCGGCUUUUUUCACAGACGAAUAGGUUGCCGUUUGAGCAGUGGACGCUGCUGCCGCACUGCAGUCGAAUCGUUGUAGAGUUUUUCUGGUCGGACGGAGAAGCGGAUGCCGCAGUCUGCUCACCCCCGUCUCUGCCUGUAUGGCACCAGAAGAUCCUGAGCAAGCUCCAACAUGGGCUGCAGCAGCGUCUGCUGGGCAAGGACAGCGUCAACGGCGUCAUCAAGCUUGCCCACGACCAGAAUGCUUCGACUGCCGUACUUUUUUUGCUCGAGAAGUUCCUUUCACGCUGUCAAUUCACCGCCAAAGGCUGA
This is a messenger RNA of Phytophthora infestans T30-4, 2346 nucleotides long. RefSeq lists its product as uncharacterized. Bases 1 to 2346 code for a protein of 781 amino acids. The transcript has 2 exons. NCBI's taxonomy places the organism in Eukaryota, Oomycota, Peronosporomycetes, Peronosporales, Peronosporaceae. The record is from RefSeq and is a predicted model, not a curated record.